Molecule: messenger RNA, 786 nt
Organism: Lodderomyces orthopsilosis Co 90-125
Lineage: Eukaryota; Fungi; Ascomycota; Pichiomycetes; Serinales; Debaryomycetaceae
Product: acetate uptake transporter family protein
Exons: 1
Coding region: 1-786 (261 amino acids)
Cellular component (GO): plasma membrane
Molecular function (GO): acetate transmembrane transporter activity
Source: RefSeq, a predicted model, not a curated record
AUGUCAUCAACUUCAUCACAACAUUCAGGUAAAGAAGGCGCUUCUUUUAAAGAGAAUGGCCACAAAGUAUCAAAAGUUCAUAUUCAUGGUGACGGAGGUGAAUAUGUCACUAUAAAUGGCCAGAAGUUCUAUCGUCAUGAGUUGAUGGCAGCAUUCGGUGGUACUUUGAAUCCAGGUGUUAGUCCAUAUCCUGAAAACAAUAUUAAUCCAGCUCCCGUUGGAUUAUCUGGAUUCGCUUUGACUACAAUAGUUUUGAGUUUAUACAAUGCACAGGCUAUGGGUAUCAAUGUUCCAAAUGUUGUGGUUUCAUUGGCUUGUAUGUACGGAGGAACAGUUCAAUUCAUUGCCGGACUUUUGGAAUUUGUAACCGGAAAUACAUUUGGUUUUACAGCUUUAACUUCAUAUGGUGCCUUUUGGAUCAGUUAUGCAGCUAUAUUUAUUGAAGCUUUUGGAAUUCAAGAAGCAUAUGCAAAAGAUCCUUCACAAAUGGAAAAUGCGGUUGGUUUUUUUUUAAUAGCAUGGGCUAUCUUCACAUUUAUUUUAGUGUUGAACACACUUAAAUCAACGAUUGCCUUUUUCAGCUUAUUUUUCUUCUUAUUUAUUACGUAUUUGCUAUUAGCUGGUGGUGCAUUCUCUGGCCAUGUUGGUGUUACUCGUGCUGGAGGGGUUUUUGGGGUGAUUACUGGAUUUAUUGCUUGGUACAAUGCAUUCGCUGGUACUGCAACGAAGGUAAAUUCCUACAUUGUCGCCCAUCCUAUUCCGUUACCUGUUUACAAGAGGGACUAA